Messenger RNA from Strongylocentrotus purpuratus (purple sea urchin), 401 nucleotides. RefSeq lists its product as uncharacterized. Bases 9 to 401 code for a protein of 130 amino acids. The transcript is spliced from 2 exons. Lineage: Eukaryota; Metazoa; Echinodermata; Echinoidea; Camarodonta; Strongylocentrotidae. The record is from RefSeq and is a predicted model, not a curated record.
CUGCAAAGAUGUUUUUGACAGGUGAAGACGGGAUUUUUGUUGCAGAUCUACAAGAUGACCUAAACUUCACUUCUAUACAAUCCACCGAUCGACCCAAUUAUAUGACCUAUGACUCCGUGGAGAAGAAGCUCUACUGGGGUGACAGGGGUACAAAACGAGUUUAUCGUGCUGAUGAUGAUGGAGGAAACAGGGAGGAGGUCACUUCUGGAAACGACAAUGACCCACGAGGAGUUGCGAUCGCUGAAUUGUCACGCAUUCUAUACAUCGCCUACGAUGGGGCAAAGAAAAUAACGACUGUGGAUAUUGGACAAGGUAGCGCAUUUCCAGGGAAUGAGGCGAACUUUGUAACCGGAUUAACCGAUGGCCCAUUGUCGUUGGAGAUGGAUGAGGAACAGGGGUAA